AUGGCCGCUCGUGAAUUUUCAUUAUCUUUCGAGACUACGCCCCCAGCCGCUGCUCGUCCAGGUCUCCCUUUCACAGUUCCGGUAAUCAUUGCCGUCAAUCCAAUCGGAACACCCGCCCGAAACGUACAGCAUCUCGUCGUGAGCGCUUCACUUCGCGAUGAAUCCGGCGCAGGAGCCGCAUCAGGUCUGAGCGGCAACCUCACAGCAAGCGUCCGCAGCCGAGCCGACAACGCAAUGAGCGGAUAUGCUAAAUUCAGUCCCCUCACCAUCUCUCAGCCGGGGAAAUUCCGACUACGAGUGAUGCUCAGUGCAGCUUCUUAUGGCGGUGUCGUGACGAAGGAGUUUGUUGAUUCGACAGUCAUUCAUGUGCACGCCGGCGCGGCUGCCCAACGGCCAACUCCCAAUCAAGUGGCACGGCUUCAGCGGCUCACGACCGAGAAUUUGGAUAUCUCCGCUGCGGAUAUUGCUGCGUGGCAGCGCGCGUGA
Messenger RNA from Penicillium soppii, 486 nucleotides. RefSeq lists its product as uncharacterized. The record is from RefSeq and is a predicted model, not a curated record. NCBI's taxonomy places the organism in Eukaryota, Fungi, Ascomycota, Eurotiomycetes, Eurotiales, Aspergillaceae. The transcript is spliced from 2 exons. The coding region runs from base 1 to 486 and encodes 161 amino acids.